Symphalangus syndactylus (siamang) is the source of this 470-nucleotide messenger RNA. Its product is annotated as cystatin-S. NCBI's taxonomy places the organism in Eukaryota, Metazoa, Chordata, Mammalia, Primates, Hylobatidae. The record is from RefSeq and is a predicted model, not a curated record. Gene Ontology annotation, biological process: detection of chemical stimulus involved in sensory perception of bitter taste. Gene Ontology annotation, molecular function: cysteine-type endopeptidase inhibitor activity. Gene Ontology annotation, cellular component: vesicle; cytoplasm.
AUGGCCCGGCCUCUGUGUACCCUGCUGCUCCUGCUGGCCACCCUGGCUGGGGCCUUGGCCUCGAGCCCCGAGGAGGAGGAUAGAAUAAUCGUGGGUGGCAUCCAUGACGCAGACCUCAAUGAUGAGUGGGUACAGCGUGCCCUUCACUUCGCCAUCAGCGAGUACAACAAGGCCACUGAAGAUGAGUAUUACAGACGCCCGCUGCGGGUACUGAGAGCCAGGCAGCAGACUGUGGGCGGGACGAAUUACUUCUUCGAUGUAGAGGUGGGCCGAACCAUAUGUACCAAGUCCCAGCUCAACUUGGACACCUGUGCCUUCCAUGAACAACCAGAACUGCAGAAGAAACAGCUAUGCUCUUUCGAGAUUAACGAAGUUCCCUGGGAGAACAGAAGGUCCCUGGAGGAUACCAGGUGUCAAGAAGCCUAGGGAUCUGUGACAACCACCUACUCCCAUCCCCCUGUAGUGUUCCC